AUGCCGACCUACACCAAAGGCGACGCAAGCUCGAUUGUAGAUCUCACCUUUGUCAGCAGCAGUAUUGCCAGAAAAAAUUGCAACUGGAGAGUGUUAAACAUCUACACUGCCAGCGAUCACAAUGCAAUUCUGUGGGAAACAGCAAACCACCAGAGCCCUAGAAGGUCUAAUAACCAACUGAACACCAUCGGUUGGAAAGUGAAAUCCUUUGAUCCAAGUGCAUUGCUAGUAUCUCUAGACUCUGACCCGAUUAUCACUGGACCUGCAGAAGAUAAGACCAAAGAUCUGUUGACGAGACUGACCCGAGCUUGUGACGCCAGCAUGCCUCGUAAACGAGGUAAUAAUCAACGACCAUCGGUGCACUGGUGGAACGACCGAGUCAGUACGCUCCGGGCAAAGUGUCUUAAGAAAAGAAGAAUAUCUAAGCGUGGCUACCGACGACCUAACUCUGCAGAGCUGAUUGCAGAGUACAAACAGGCGCGUCGGAAUCUAAACAAAGCCAUCAAGGAAAGCAAAAGACGCUGCUGGACGGAACUCGUCGAAGAAGUGGAUAGGGACCCAUGGGGUAGACCGUAUAAGGUGGUCAUGACCCACCUGAAGAGCCAGCCAAUGCCAUCGCCAACGUGCCCACAACUCCUACUGAAGAUCGUAGCUGCGCUGUUUCCACGGCAACGUGAUUUUAUGUAUUCAUCACUGCAGUUGAAUUCCGAAGACAUUCCACCUGUCACGAAGGAAGAACUGAUGGAGGCCAGCAACCGCGUCGGGAAUAAUAAAACGCCGGGAUUGGACGGAAUCCCUAAUAUCGCUUUAAAAACAUCUGUAAAAUCGCGUUAUUCCUUGACGUCUACAACACCUGCCUCAAGGAGGGGACUUUACCUCGUAAGUGGAAACAGCAACGACUGGUACUACUACCUAAAGGUAAAAAACCACCAGAAGAGCUGUCAUCCUCUGUGCAUGCUAGACACGGUGGGCAAGAUAUUUGAACGUAUAAUCCACCAACGGAUAGAAGCAGUUGUCGAUCCGCUCCUGGCGGACAAUCAGUACGGAUUCCGAAAAGGACGAUCAACCCUGGACGCGAUCAAUCUGGUUGUUAACACGACCAAGGAGGCAAUCGCUGGAACUAGAUGGAAAGGUGGUACAAAGAAGUACUGUCUGGUGGCCGCUUUGGACAUCAGAAACGCCUUAAAUUCCGCCAAAUGGGACUGCAUCAGCCCUCCAAGAGAAAAACGUCCCAGAAUGUCUGUGUAG
Bactrocera oleae (olive fruit fly) is the source of this 1248-nucleotide messenger RNA. NCBI's taxonomy places the organism in Eukaryota, Metazoa, Arthropoda, Insecta, Diptera, Tephritidae. The record is from RefSeq and is a predicted model, not a curated record.